AUGCGUCCGACAUACCAACUCCGCCGCAGGAAGAAGGCGCCGAGCGAGGCUGAAUGGGAACGCAUCAGACCCAAGUUCGAGCGUCUCUACAUUCGUGAACGCCUGACCUUACCCCGGAUUUCGGCAAUCUUGGCUAGAGAUCACAAUUUCCACGCAGCCGCCUACAUGUACAAACACCGGAUCUCCAAAUGGGGUCUGAAAAAGAGCUUCAAGCUCGAGGAGCUCGAGGCCGCCGCCUCGGUUCUGGGGUAUUUUGCCCGGGCCGGUUUGAAUCCUCCCACUGCGAUGAUUGACAACCGAAAAGUCCCACUCGAGCGUGUCAAACGCCAUUUCAAAGCUUCCUUCGGUGGCGGGGAGCAGCUGUCAUCAAGCCGAAUGAUGAUCCCUUUUCAGGAGUCCUCUGGCCGAGAUUGUCGUCCUGUUUGUGCACAACGAACAACGCAGAAAAAGCUCGGUCUUCAACGACGAUCACAAACCGUUCCCAGAGUUCUUUUACAACAAUCUGCAGAGUCUCAUCUCCUCGAAUCGACGUUGGCUGCAAUCAACAACUAUUUCCCCUGGAGGCUUGAUCGAAGUGAUGAGUACUUCGUUGCUCAGAAGCACGGCGCUAGAGAACACGCUGAGACCUUCGAACUACUUGAUCCACAGGAAGCCUUCUUUUCCAUUACGAUGGGGGUGAAUGCAGUGACAGCCGGUGCCUAUCAUCGCGCUCAGUCGCAUGUGCGACAAUUCUGCGGUCAGGCGCGUGUCCUGCUAGGCCAGCAACAUCCACUGCUUCUGGAGGCUUUGGUAUUCCACUUCAAAAAUGCCUACAUUGAGCGUGCAGGUCAGUUUAUAAACAGUAUCAUCUCCUACCUAGCUGCACUAGCUAGCAGACUAUUGGGACAUGAUCAUCCAAUCCUGCUGACUUUGAGAUUGCUAAGCUGCUAUGAGGCACGGGGGAAAGGCUCUCAACUGGUAAUCAAGUUGCUGUACGAAAUCAUGAAGAGACAAAAAGACACUGAUGCCGAAAGCAUUUUCGAACUCGAAUAUUAUAUGGCAACGGCCAGUGUUGAUUAUGACGAUUUCCACACUGCCGCAGAAUCCUGUCAGGGGCUACUACGACGAUACAUGGACAGACUGGACCAAAGACACAUAUAUUGCCGGAGACUGAUGUAUUUGCAGGGAGAGCUACACUGGAAGCAUGACUUUCCCGACAAGGCUAAGCAGAUUCUGCUCAAAGUCCUGGAACUGGAUGAUUUCUACGCAUCGCAUGCUGGAAACCCAGAUUGGAUCAGCUUAUGCACUAUGCAGUUUCUUGGCCGGAUAUGCGAGUCUACUGAAGACUUGUCUACUGAAGACUUGUCCGGUGCAGAGAAGUGGUAUCGUCAAGCUUAUGAGGCGUCUUGUAAGAUUUAUGGCGUGGAAGAUGGUGACACGCAAUAUGCUCUAUUCAGAUUGAGUAUUGUUGAGCGAAGAUUGAGCGAGACCGGUGAACACCUUGAUGAGGAUCAGAUUGAUGUGGCUGAGAUCUUCGAAGAUCUUGAAAAGCAGAUUGAGGAGUUGAAGUUGGACGAAUCUCCAGCCGAAGGAGAGCGCGAGGCCCGUGCUGCACCGUGGAAUGACUGGCAAGCAGACGUUCCGGACGCCAAUGAAAGCAGCCAUACCAGCACAGAUGGAAGCACGUACGAAGAUGACAGCCCAGACGCCACUUCUGAGGGAGGUAACGAGCAGAUGUGUCUGCGAGCCAUAUCUGGAGAUGCCAGCCACGACUUAUUCCUCGAGGGAGAAUUGGCCUGCGAUGCGAUCAAUACCGCCGUCCAAGUGCAUGAGAAGAAGCACGAUCCGGCAUCUUCAUUACAGUGUCUGCGAGUCUCUGCGGUAGGGACAGUCUUUGACCCUUCCAACGACGUGGAUCUGGCUUUCGACCUGUCUUCGUGUUCCGCCGCGGACCCAUACAUCAAUCCUGCAGCGGCGCUGUUCGGUGUUUCAGACCUACCGUCCGACGCUUCGACGCAAGCAUUCAUCGCCACUCAAACACAGUCAUCUCCACAAGAGGCGCAAGAUACCACGAUCGCUGACCUAUGUUUCAAUGCCCUUCCACCCCUGAAGACAGGUCCCGAAUUCGACGAAUUUGACAACAUCAAGGCUACCGACAUGGUUGAGUUGGACACGAUGAUCCUGGACACAGAUGGCAACUCUGGCAUUUCGAACCCUGGAUUCUUCGACUGCUCCAACACACAGGCUUGGCAUGCACUGGACGGACACGACGCGGUGAACAAUCAAGAGCCCGACAUCUUUUGGGGAGAUCUAAUGUUUUUGGAAGAAGAGCAGAGCGGAGUGUAA
Cladophialophora carrionii CBS 160.54 is the source of this 2325-nucleotide messenger RNA. RefSeq lists its product as uncharacterized. Bases 1 to 2325 code for a protein of 774 amino acids. The record is from RefSeq and is a predicted model, not a curated record. The transcript has 2 exons. NCBI's taxonomy places the organism in Eukaryota, Fungi, Ascomycota, Eurotiomycetes, Chaetothyriales, Herpotrichiellaceae.